GAUCUUUUCUCUUGGCAGCCACCUAUGACUGGCGGCUCUCGUAGAGUAUGAGCAUGGAAUAUCAAUAUGACUUCUCGGAAUGGUUACAUUCUCCAAUGUAACGGGAAAGCUCAGCACCCCGUUGACCUGAAUGGGCCUGGCUCCCUUUCCAGUCAAUGCUUCCAUCAACCCAUCCAUCCAAGUAUUCCGAGUUGCUAUAUGAGAGCGAGGCUUCCCUCUCUUUGCCAGACCAUCUCUCUUGGUUGUAUUCCACAAGAGCUUUUCUUCCAUCAUCUUGUUGUUUUCCCUCUCUUCUCUUGUUAUCACUCCUCAGUCCCUCGGGAGUCAAAGCCAUUCGCUUCUUUGCUCCAUCCCCUCUCUUAAUCUUAUUAUUCGUGUUCACCUUGACAGGUUAUCACCACCAUUCGUUGAUUGAAUCACGUAUCACACUGCCUGUACCAGGUUAACAACAAGAACUCGGACUCGAAUACACUCAGGAAGACUUUUCCCUUUUGCCGAAAUCAUAUCUCUUUUUCUCAGACUUAGAAAGUCGUCACCAUGAAGUAUUCUGCUUCUCUCCUGGCUUUCGCUGCCAGCGCGGCCGCCACUUUCCCCUGGCACAACGCCCCGCCAUUCACUUGCCCUCAGAACACCGACAACAAGUGUACCGAGCAGCAAAAGACUGGCUUUGUUUUCGAUGAUCUCUCCCUUGGCCCCUUCUCUCAGUACAUGGACUUCAACUUCAACGGCUGGGUCGCGGGUUCUGGCUUUGGUGGUCGCUUUGGAAAGCGUACCUUUGGGGGUAUCAGCGGUGUCUGUGGCUCUGACCACAGCAAGGCCCCUUCGUUCAGUGCGGGCGGCGAGUUCUCGCUGGGCUCUAUCCACAUUACGCCCGAGUUCGACUGCGAUCUGGAGUUCCACUACGGUAUGCCCGAUGGAUCUACUUGCAAGCACCGUAACCGGUGCUCAAAGGAUGGCACCAACGUCGUGAACAAGCAGUGCGGUGGUGCUACCAACGUGACCAUCGUCUACCCUCCUCAGCCCGAGAAGCCCAAGCCUAGCUGCAGUGUCAUCGUCAGCACCAUCUCUUUCGACUGCAGCACCAAGCAGAGCACCGUCCCUCCCAAGACCAAGACUACCAAGGCCGCCUUUACCACCUCUGCUGCUGCCACCGUCAGCGUCCCCACCGUCCCCGCCGAGAUUACCAGCACUUCUGCUGCUCCCGUCGCUUCUUCCAGCGCUCCUGCUGAGAGCGUUCCUGGAAGCCAGACAAGCACUGCUCCCGCCGAGAUCACCGGCGCUCCUAGCGUCCCUGUUGAGUCCAGCCCUGCCAAGCCCAGUGAGAGCGCCCCCAUCAGCGAGGUUGUGUCUGCUCCUCCCGUCACCCACACCAUCGUCACCAGCUUCGACAGCACCUCCACCGUCUUCAUCACUGAGAUUCAGACCAUCACCAGCUGCGCUCCUACUGUGACCAACUGCCCUGCCAACCACUUCACCACCACUGUGGUCACCAUUGCCACCUCCACCACCGUCAGCGCUGUCACCGAGACUCGCACCACUGUGGUCUCGGCCAUCUCUUCUGCUGCCCCUGUCGCCAGCUCUGAGGGUCCCGGUGAGAUUGUCAUCUCCACCUCCAUCGGUGAUAUCAUCUCUGCUCCAGCCGGCUCCACCUCUUCCGCCGCUGCUGUUAAGUCGUCUGCUGUCGCCUCUUCCGCUGUCGUCUCUUCCGCCGUUGAGAUCAGCACCGGUGUCGUUGUCCCCACCUCUGCCGGUAGCGUCGCUAGCUCUUCUGCUGCCGCCGUCGACACCACUUCCAGCGCUGCUCCUGUCUCUACCACCCCGGUCAAGCCCCUUCCUUGCCCUGGUGUCGUCCCCUCGUGCUUGAACACCUUCCUGUUCGAGACUGGCUGCACUGACAACUCCGACGCUGCCUGCUUCUGCCCCAACGCCCUCUUCGUCAAGAACGUCUAUGAGUGCAUCUACGCCCACGGCGAGUCUAACUCCAUCAUCUCUGAUGCCAUCACCUUCUUCCAGGGUAUCUGCGCUCCCUACGUCAACACCAACCCUGGCAUCGCUACCGGCGUUCCCACCUAUGUCACCACUACUGCUGCCCCUACCUCUGUUGUUCCCGUUCUCACCACCAUCACUGUCAACCUUACCACUGUUGUUCCCUGCACCAACGAGGCCGGCUCGACCAUUGCCAGCUCCAGCACCACCGUCAUCGUCGACACUACCAUGACCGUGCCCCAGAUUCACUUCACGAGCACUACUGAUGAUGUUGCCAUUGUCCCUGCUCCUACCGGCGUCCCUCUCGUCACCGAGACCGAGGCGGUCCCUGUCGUUUCCGCUACCGCCACCGAGACUACUGAGACUGGUGCCGUUGGCGUCAGCACCAGCGCCGCUGCUCCCGUCAACAGCGCCCCUGCCGUCACCAGCGCCCCCUCUGUUCCCAUCGGCACUGCCGUCGGCACUGGCGGUUUUGUUCGUCCCACUUCGAGCGUCAUCAGCCCUCCUAUUGUCGUUGCCGGAAGCGGCCGUGUCAGCGCUGGUCUCGGCCUUGCCGUUGCUGUCUUCCUCGGCGCUCUUGCUCUCUAAGCUCUCUUAGGCUUAAGUCUACCUAGGCUUGGAAUGAAAAGAAAAGCGUGUAUGAUACGAACAAUGUAAAAAACGAAAGACAGGACAAAGGUAUCAUUUCUUACGAUCCUUUACGAAGAAGAAGAAGAAAAAGAAGAGCAUUAAUCACAUAUAUGUAUGCAUUUUGCCAUCGGGGGCGUGUUGGAACGGGCGAGUGGAUUUACAACCACUGGUCUCUACUUGGGCAUAUCAGCCGGAUUUCAUUUGUUUGGUCGCGUGUUUGGAAAGAGCAAAGGGCUUGUGUCUUUUUUGGAUUUUGGUGGAUUUUGGUGAUGAAGACAUAAAGUGUCGUACAUAAGCAUAUCCGUGGUGGAUAUAAUCUGUCAUUCCACCCGGCAUCACCCAUUGUAAAAUAAUAGUUAAUAAAAAUCAUAUGGCUAGGCCAUUUCGGAUUU
Molecule: messenger RNA, 3008 nt
Organism: Neurospora crassa OR74A
Lineage: Eukaryota; Fungi; Ascomycota; Sordariomycetes; Sordariales; Sordariaceae
Exons: 2
Coding region: 538-2574 (678 amino acids)
Source: RefSeq, a predicted model, not a curated record